Effrenium voratum is the source of this 1304-nucleotide messenger RNA. The record is from the annotation of a GenBank genome assembly. Lineage: Eukaryota; Dinophyceae; Suessiales; Symbiodiniaceae.
UCGAAGUGUUUCGGCCGCGUUCCGCGAGCGUCUUUGCAGCAGGAUCGACUAGGACCAGACUGUCUGAUUCGUCAUGGCCGGCUACAUCAAUCAGAUGGUUCACUUCAAGGGGGACUUGGCCACGUGCAGCAGUAUCCAGACGCCGAGCAAGACCCACAAGAUGGAUGAGGGCAGCACCGACGGCUCGGAGGGCACGUACGGCUCUCGGCCCACCACAGACGGAGAGGAGUACCAGGAUGCCACCCGUGAAGCGCUGACUGAGCCGUGGACUGUUCCGUUCCCCCGGUGGCAGGACACGAAGCUCCCCAUGGCGGAAUGCCAGGAUUGGUCGGCGGCUUUCCCCAUGGACGCAGGCCUCAAUGAUGAGAUGGCCAAGCUUUGGCUGCAGCGCGAAGUAGCGGAGCUGGCAGAAAUGAUGGGUUCCAACGAGAUGCCGCGGCCUGUCCUUGCCGGGCCCCAGGCCAUCGAUGCGCAAAUCCGAAGCUUGCACUCUCAGCUGAACCGGGUCUCGCAAUUGCUGAGGUCACCUCAGUCCCCGAUGUCUCCGAUGUCUCCAUCAAUGUCUCCGAUGUCUCCAUCGAUGUCUCCGAUGUCUCCAUCGAUGUCCCCGACAAUGUCACCAUUGAUGUCUCCAAAGAAAUCAGCGGAGGAGGAUGUGUUUACCGUAAUGAUGCGAAACAUCCCCAACAAGUACACCCAGCGGAUGCUGAUCGAGGAGGUGAACUCCAGCGGCUUCAACGGUGCUUACGACUUCCUUUACCUGCCCAUUGACAAAGAGUCCGGUGCCAACAAGGGCUACGCCUUCCUGAACUUUGUACGCCCGGACCUCGCCUAUGCCUUCAAGAUGGCCUUCGAUGGGAAGCAGAUGGCCCAGUUCAGGUCGAACAAGAUUGUGAACGUGGCACCUGCGACGAUCCAGGGCUUCGAGGCAAAUUACGAGCACUUCUCAAAGACACGGGUGAACUACGGCGACCCGGAUGUCCGCCCGCUCUUCCUGAAGAAGCCCAAGGCAGUCAAGACGCGCAGCCUCCGCAAGCCUCCAGGCCUCGAGGCAGUCCAGGCGGAGAUGAAUCUGCCAGGCGUCAACCAGCGGGUGGAGGGUGGCUGCUUUUGUCCCUUUUGCGGUGCCAGGCGGGGGCCCAGCUUCAUGUUCUGCCAGAGCUGCGGGAGGCACGCGCAAGUUGCAAAGACGGGAGACGUCAAAUGCCCAAGGCUGCUUGGCGUUUUUCUGGCGAACCACGGGACAUAGGCGGAGAACCUUCCACUGGAAUAGACCCCUAGUUGGGGCAGUUAGUCUUCAGUGA